UCCUCCCCCACUAUAAAUCUCUUCUCAACGUGGUGGCUAACCCACAGCUAAAUUACACAUCCCAUCUCUCAUCCCUUCUUAAUCUCCCACUACAUAACUUCAGCACACUUCUGCUUUGAGUUAUGCAGAUCUUGGGCUUUAGUUCUGCAAACUUACAAUUUCAUAGCUUCAUUUUUGCGAUUGCUAUUGCAUCGUGCCUUGUACGAGUCUCCUCAUCAUCAAAUGAAACCGACAAAUCCGCAUUGCUUGCAUUCAAGGCUGGGAUAACUGAGGAUCCCUUCGGGGUGCUUAGCUCCUGGAAUAAUACCGUCAACCUUUGCCAAUGGUAUGGCGUCACAUGCAGUCGUCGGCACCCCAACAAAGUCACCGUGUUGGCCCUAUAUUCCCAGAAACUCUCAGGGUCUAUCUCCCCUCAUAUUGGGAACCUUAGCUUCUUAAGGGUAUUGUUGCUCUAUAAUAAUAGCUUUUACCAUGAAAUUCCUCCGCAAAUCGGGUAGUUGCACCGGUUACGCAACUUGUCGCUAGCUGCUAAUUCUCUCUCGGGUGAAAUCCCCAAGAACAUAUUAGGUUGCCUCGACCUCCUCCUUGUCAGAUUGUCUAGAAACCAAUUGAGUGGAGAAGUGCCUCUAGAAAUAGGUUCUUUGGCGAAGCUUCGCUUUCUUCAUGGAAUAGCAAAUAAUCUAAGAGGAAGUAUCCCUUCUUCAAUUGGCAACUUAUCAUCAUUGGAGCAGGUUCAUCUUUGCCGGAAUUACUUAGGCGGGAGUCUUCCUCGGGCUCUAGGCCAAUUGACCAAACUAUCGACACUUGCUUUGGUACAGAACAGGUUGUCUGGUACGGUUCCACCUUCCCUCUUCAAUUUAUCUUCGUUGGAAGUAUUUGAUGUAGGUUAUAACCAAUUACAUGGAAGUCUUCCCACUAUAAUAGGCUUUGGUCUCCCCAACUUACAAUUUUUCAGCAUUGCCUCAAACCAAUUUGUUGGCUCAAUCCCCCCGUGGAUACCUAAUAAUGCUACAAAGCUAAGGAUAUUCAACUUUCAAGCAACAAACUCUUCGGGAAAGUACCAUCUUUUGAAAGUUUGAGUAAACUUCAAAUGUUGAACAUUCAAUUUAAUCGCCUCGGAAGUGGGGGAUCUGGUGACUUGAAAUUCCUUUGCUCAUUAACCAAUAUCACUAGCUUACUUGUCUCAAGUGUUGCUGGUAAUAGAUUCGGUGGGCUAUUGCCGAGAUGCAUUGGUAAUUUCUCCAUUGCUAUCAAAGAAUUAUAUUUCGGAGGAAAUCUUAUCAUUGGGGAGAUUCCUAGAGAAAUCGGCAAUCUUGUGAACUUGGAGAUCUUGGCAAUGGAAUACAACAGUUUUUCAGGUGCUAUCCUGAUUGAUUUGGGUAAUCUUCAAAAUCUAGCAAUUUUGAGUCUCUCCUAUAACAAUCUAUCUGGGGUAAUUCCAUCAUCUUUGCAGAAGAUGAAGCGAUUGAUUAAAUUACUUCUUCCCGGGAAUCAAUUUCACGGACACAUACCUUCACAUCUAGAUAAUUGUAGUCUAAUGGAGCUCGAUCUUUCUCACAACAAUCUCAGUGGUUCCAUAUUCCCGGCGAUUAAAAGUCUCAUUUAUUUAGAUUUGUCUAACAACCAUUUGAGCGGGGCCCUUCCGGUGGAAGUGGGGCAAAUUGGCCAUUUAGAUACUUUGAACAUCUCAGGCAAUAUGUUUAGUGGUGAAAUUCCAAGCACUCUAGGCGAUUGUAAUGCAUUGGUAGUAUUAGUAAUGAAGGAUAAUCACUUCCAAGGAUCCAUUCCUCAAUCAAUUAGCUCAUUAAGAAGUAUUGAGGAAUUGGAUCUUUCGAAUAACAAUCUCUCAAGUGAGAUUCCGAAGUUCUUAGCGGCAUUCGAUUUCUUGAAAUUUCUAAAUUUAUCCUAUAACAAUUUUGAAGGCAUGUUACCAACCGAAGGAGUCUUCAAGAAUGCGAGUGCCACUUUUAUUGCUGGAAACAACAAGAUAUGUGGAGGAAUCCCAGAAUUUCGGCGACCUAAAUGCGUCUCCGGACACUCCAAGGGCAAAGGAGUAGUUCAUAAAUUGAAAUUCUUGCUCUCUAUUAUUUUUGGGCUUCUUGGGGUGCUUCUUGUUCUCAUUUUUGUGUAUGUAUGUUGGCUGAAGAAGAAGAAAGCACAAGAACCAACUUCAAGUUCCAUAGCUGAGAGCUGGCCAAACUUAUCUUAUGGAACUCUUCUCAAAGCAACUAAUGGUUUUUCUUCAACUAAUUUGAUCGGUGUUGGUAGUUUUGGAUCCGUUUACCAGGGAAUACUCCAGGAGAGUGGGACUAAUGUUGCCGUGAAGGUGCUUAAUUUAAUGCGCCAUGGCGCUUUCAAGAGCUUCAAAUCUGAGUGUGAGGCCCUAAAGUGUAUCAAACACCGAAAUCUUUUGAAGAUACUAACAGUAUGCUCAGGUAUUGAUUAUAACGGAUAUGACUUUAAGGCUUUUGUCUAUGAGUUCAUGGUGAAUGGUAGCCUCAAAGAGUGGUUGCACCCAUGUCCAAUACCAGCUGAUGUGGAUGGGCCCUUAAAAAUUUUGAAUCUCAUUCAAAGGAUAAAGAUUACCAUCGACAUUGCUUUUGCAUUGGAAUAUCUUCAUAACCAAUGCCACAACACCAUAGUUCAUUGUGAUCUAAAGCCAAGCAAUGUCCUUUUAGACGUAGAGAUGGUUGGACAUGUUGGUGACUUUGGAUUGGCAAAAUUCAUCCUUGAACCCACUUCUUACACGAACACAAAUAUAAGCUCAGCUGGUUUGAGAGGAACAAUUGGUUAUGCUGCUCCAGAAUAUGGAAUGGGAAGUGGGGUUUCCAUUGAAGGGGAUGUCUAUAGUUAUGGCAUCCUCAUGCUAGAAAUGUUCACAGGAAUUAGUCCGACAGCUGAGAUAUUCAAAGAAAAUUUCAACCUUCAUAAUUUUGUCGAGGAAGCUUUACCUAAACGAGUCCUAGCGAUUACUGAUCCCAUUCUAGUUCAAGAAGUAGAGAGCAAUGCAGGCCAAAGCAGAAAGAGUACAAUCCAAAAUUGUCUGCUGAUGAUCUACAAAAUUGGGAUUGCCUGCUCAGUUGGAGUCCCAAGAGAUCGAAUGAGCAUCACAGAUGUGACAGCUCAACUAUGUUCGAUUAGGGACAGACUUUACGCAGCUGGCUUAGGAGGAUAGGAGUUAUACUAAAGCAGUAAGUUUUUUUAGUACAUCCUGCAAAUCAUGCCAAACUGAACCAGUUAUGCAUUGACAAGCACCUGACAUUACGCAUUUUUUUCUUUUUUCAUAUCUGGAUAAACUCAAUUAUCUGGUAAUGCGAAGAUGGAGCCAUGAAAGUAAUAAAAUCAUCAUGCAGAACCAAAGUGGCUUGGAAAAAUAGUGGAGCCAUCCGAUGAACCAAAGUGGCUUGGAACCACUAUGGCAUAUGGGAACCUUUAGUUAACUCGAAUUCAAUGACAAUGUCUUCGUCCUCCGGGAGGUAGGGAGACGUGGCAGAAGGUCUUCAUCUCUGAUGCAAAUGUGGGACAACUGCUUCUCUAACGUGCUGUGAGGUUGGUGAAUGUUCUGAUGUAGACUAUGAAUAGUUUAGACCGUGAAGAACAUAGGUGUGUUUCAUUAUUCCUUUAAGACGAAAGUUGGCAUGAGAGAGGAGAACGAAGUAUUAGGAAUGAUGCCGUCAUCCAUACAGCUGUACUGUAUAUCCGGAUUAUUGAAAAGAAAAGGCUUACAGGCAAGCCAGUAUAUGUCUCUAAAAGUUAUCUGAACGAUACAUUUAUCCUUUUCUAUCUUUUAUGCUAGUUAAAUAGUUCAAUUAUCUAUUAAUACGAGUAGAC
Messenger RNA from Eucalyptus grandis, 3831 nucleotides. Its product is annotated as probable LRR receptor-like serine/threonine-protein kinase At3g47570. The record is from RefSeq and is a predicted model, not a curated record. The transcript is spliced from 2 exons. Lineage: Eukaryota; Viridiplantae; Streptophyta; Magnoliopsida; Myrtales; Myrtaceae. Gene Ontology annotation, molecular function: ATP binding; protein binding; protein kinase activity. The coding region runs from base 1091 to 3175 and encodes 694 amino acids. Gene Ontology annotation, biological process: protein phosphorylation.